Molecule: messenger RNA, 1314 nt
Organism: Aspergillus novofumigatus IBT 16806
Lineage: Eukaryota; Fungi; Ascomycota; Eurotiomycetes; Eurotiales; Aspergillaceae
Product: amino acid transporter
Exons: 9
Coding region: 1-1314 (437 amino acids)
Biological process (GO): amino acid transmembrane transport
Cellular component (GO): vacuolar membrane
Molecular function (GO): amino acid transmembrane transporter activity
Source: RefSeq, a predicted model, not a curated record
AUGGGUUCCAUGCUCGAGGAAGGAUCCCGUCCUGCUGCCGACGCUGAGAUGGACACGGAUCGUGUACAUCCCGACGCUGUUUCCGAUGGCGAGCGUGACUUUGAGAAGCAGGACUCGAAACCAGAGUAUCAGGAUGCAUUCGGAGACGAGGAGUAUGCCGAGGUGAAGUACAAGACCUUGAGUUGGUGUCAUGGUUGCCGAGACGGUGUCGCUGGGUAUUCUCUCCCUGCCCGCGGUGGUGGCUGCCUUAGGCCUCGUUCCUUUAAAUGGGCUUACCCGCACAUCCAUUCAAUGGGGGAUGCCGGCGAGGUCAUCAUGGGCAGAUUUGGCCGGGAGCUCUUCGGAACAGGCCAAUUGCUCCUGGUUGUCUUCAUCAUGGCUAGCCAUAUCCUGACUUUUACCGUCGCCAUGAACUCGAUUACAGAUCAUGGGACGUGCUCGAUCGUCUUUGGAGUGGUUGGCUUGGUCAUUUCGUUCGUGCUGUGUUUGCCACGCACGCUGGCCAAGGUCUCGUUUCUAUCAGUUGCUUCCUUCAUCAGCGUCUUUUCAGCCGUUCUGAUCGUCAUGAUUGCCGUUGGUGUGCAACGGCCAUGGCACGGCAGUGUCAAUGCCACUGUUGAUACCAGUUUAUACAAGGCUUUUCUUGCUGUCUGCAAUAUCGUCUUUUCAUUUUCCGGACACGUCGCCUUCUUCGGCUUCAUGGCCGAACUGAAAGACCCCCGCGACUACCCCAAGUCGCUCUUCCUGCUGCAAGGCAUCGACACGUGCUUGUAUAUCGUCGCCGCCGUUGUGAUCUACUGCUAUGCCGGCGACGACGUGACCUCACCGGCGCUAGGCUCAGCCUCGACUAUCGUGAAGAAGGUGGCGUACGGAAUCGCCUUGCCGACUAUCAUCAUCGGAGGCGUGGUGAACGGCCACGUCGCAUGCAAGUACAUCUACGUGCGGAUGUGGCGCCACAGCGACCGCAUGCAUAAGCGCGAUCUUGUUGCGACCGGGUCAUGGGUGUUGAUUGGGCUGGCGACUUGGAUCGUGGCUUGGAUUAUUGCCGAGGCUAUCCCGGUGUUCAACAAUCUGUUGAGUCUGGUGGCGUCGCUUUUUGCAAGCUGGUUUACCUACGGCUUCAGCGCUCUUUUCUGGCUGUAUCUCAAUAAGGGCCGGUUCUUUUCGACUCCGAUGAAGACUGCGCUUACUCUUCUCAACAUCUUCAUCAUGGGAAUCGCAUGCUGCAUUUGUGGUCUGGGGCUUUAUGUGUCAGGCAAGGCCCUGCACGACGACCCCAGCAGUGUCAGUUUCUCAUGUGCGAAUAAUGCCUAA